AUGGAGGUGAACCACCCGCCGCUCCUCCAUCAAGAAGCCAGAAGCCGCCGCUGCUCAGCUGCCGAUGAAGACGGACUACGGGGGGGAAAACGCAUCGCUGUUGCUGCUGCUGUUGUUCUCGGCUGUGCAACGUUUCUUCCCUCCUACUCACCGUCUGCCACAUCACCGCCAUCGCCGGCCGAUAUCGUUGGUGCCGUCUGGUGGCGCCGCCGUUGUUGCGGUGAGGAUUUCCCAUUCAUUCAUUGCUUCUCCGCCGUCGCCCACCUCCAAGGAGAUACAAUACAUCAGCUUGGUAAGUGUUCCGCCCAUCUGUGUAUAUUUCAGUGUAACAUAGCGGUUGUUGUUGGCCGGAAUGCUAGCGGACCACCAUGA
Molecule: messenger RNA, 372 nt
Organism: Lactuca virosa
Lineage: Eukaryota; Viridiplantae; Streptophyta; Magnoliopsida; Asterales; Asteraceae
Source: the annotation of a GenBank genome assembly